AUGGUCACGGAAAACCAGGCGUUGCCGUCUCAAUCGAGGCUCACCACUAUCCUGGUGAACAACCUGCAUUGCCCUUCGUGCGUGAUUAAUGUUGAAGAGACUUUGUCAGCUCUCACACCCUCCCCCUUUUCCAUCUCGACCUCCAUCGUGUCCCAUGAAAUCAGAGUCACGCACCCCAUUACACUCAGCAGCUCCCGGAUCGUACGCGCCCUCGAAGAGGUUGCAUUUGAAAUUGACAGUGUCAUUGCCAAUGACUCGGAUGAAGGCGACCUUGAAGCUCAGCAACACCGACCCCGUCACGCUAGCUCUGGAAAGCAUGAUGUUCUUUCUCAAUCGAAAGUACAUAUCCAAAAGUGCGAUGAAUGUGCCACGCAACUCGCCGCAUUAUCAUCCAGUACUAGUGAUGAUGAACGGGCUAUGAAGAAGGAGAUCACUGCAGCAACCGCGUCCGUCAGCUCUGCGGACAACAGCCUCACAUCCGUUAUGGACGAUCGGCUUACAGGCAGUCGAACACGCAUUACACUAUCUAUCAGUGGAAUGUCCUGCAGCUCAUGUGUGGGAAAGAUUACGGGUGCAUUGCAAAACCGACCGUGGAUCUUAUCGGCCGAUGUCAAUCUUCUGACUAGUAGUGCCGUGAUAAUGCUCAUGGAUAACUCACAUGUGGACGAAGUGCUUGAGAUUAUCAGAAGCUCGGGAUACACUGUGGAACUGAUCGACACGGAGGAGCUGCAACCUCAGAAACCAUCCAAGCCAUCUGGAAUGGCAGAUGCUUGGCGAGCUUCCUAUGUCAUCGGCGGCAUGACCUGCAGCUCCUGCGUUGGCAAAGUGACUGACACUCUGAACCACCACGAUUGGAUUACCAAGGUGGACGUGAACCUGGUCUCGGGCAGUGCGACAGUGGAAUUCCAAGGAAAAAAACACCUCGACGAGAUUGCAAAAAUCAUCAAGGGUCUGGGUUAUACGGCCACUCUUAGUGACCUGGAGAGUAGGGCGCCGGCGGAACAACGUAGCACGAAACGAUCAGUCAUAAUCCAAGUGGACGGAAUGCACUGUGCACAUUGCCCUCAGCGCAUUGUGGAUGCUCUGGAGGUAUAUUCAGGCCGGCUGGAUGUGACAGAACCGCCUAGCAAAACUCAACACAGGCUCACGGUAAAUUAUCUUCCCGACGCACCCAAUUUUACCAUCCGUCAUAUUAUCCGGACCAUCGCCGAUGUGGACAAGUCCUUCACCGUUUCCAUUUACCAUCCGCCCAGUCUGGAGGAACGUUCGCAAGCAAUGCAUCGUCGACAUCAGUGGCAAAUUGCACGUCGCCUAGCCCUGUCCGUGCUGGCAGCCAUACCAACAUUCAUCAUCGGGAUUGUUUACAUGUCCCUAGUCUCAAAGGACAACCCCGGUCGCAUGUACCUCGAAGAGCCCAUGUGGGCUGGUCAGGUCUCACGCAUUGAAUGGGCACUGUUCAUCAUGGCAACCCCCGUCUACUUCUUCGCUGCUGACCUGUUCCACCGCCGUAUGAUCACCGAGCUUAAAGCCUUAUGGAGACCGGGGAGCAAGACCCCGAUCCUGCGGCGUUUCUAUCGUUUUGGAAGUAUGGAUAUGCUCAUGUCGCUGGGAACGUCAAUUGCUUAUUUCUCGUCCAUCGCCAUAUUGGCAAUUGAUGCCACACAGCCGAGGGACGGCCACAAAGCGUCCAGUGACGGAACAUUUUUCGACUCGGUGGUGUUCCUGACGAUGUUUCUAAUGAUCGGCCGAUUGCUAGAGGCUUAUAGCAAAGCUAAGGCUGGAGAUGCCGUAGGUCUCCUUGGCAAGUUGCGCCCUAAGGAAGCUCUCCUCGUAGAGCGGGAUGGGGAGGAAUCCACGAAGUCUCACGCGGUUCCAGCCGAUCAGUUGGAAUUUGGGGACGUGGUACGUGUGUCGAAUGGUGCUUCCCCACCGUAUGACGGGACGGUGGUAGAAGGAGAAUCUCAGUUCGACGAAUCCAGCUUGACCGGAGAAUCUCGACCGGUCACCAAGUCGAUCGGCGAUGAUGUAUUCUCGGGCACUAUCAAUCAGGCAGGCCCAGUUUCGGUGCGUAUCACUGGACUUUCUGGGGAUUCGAUGUUGGAUCAGAUUAUUGGCGCCGUUCGUGAAGGUCAAAUUCGCCGAGCACCCAUCGAGCGCACAGCUGACCUGAUCACUGGCGUCUUCGUGCCGAUCAUUACGCUGAUUGCUAUUUUGGACUGGAUUGUAUGGCUGGCCCUUGGCCUCUCGGGCCGAUUGCCUGAAUCAUGGAUGAAUGGCAAUCCCGGAGGCUGGGAGUUCUGGUCGUUGCAAUUCGCUAUAUCGGUGUUCGUUGUCGCUUGCCCCUGUGGAAUUGGGCUUGCUGCUCCAACAGCGCUAUUUGUUGGUGGCGGACUCGCUGCCCAGAAUGGUAUUCUGGUCAAGGGAGGUGGUGAAGCGUUCCAGGAAGCUAGCCAACUCGAUUGUAUCGUUUUUGAUAAAACAGGUACCAUAACUGAGGGAGGUGAACCGGCCAUCACUGAUCAUGAAGUAGCCAACAGUGAAGAUGCCGACAAAGUCUGGGGUGCGGUGUUAGACCUGGAACAGAACAGUAGUCACCCAAUCGCUAGGGCGAUGGUGUCCUUUGCCAACUCCCAACAGCCAGCGGCCCUAAAAGCUACUACUGUGGACGAGAUUCCAGGAAAGGGCAUGAAAGGCUCCUUCUUUCCUCAGGGCCAAAAUGGACUUGUGCUUGAGGUCAUUGUAGGCAAUGAAGCUCUGAUGAAGGAUCAUAAGGUUGUGAUAUCCUCGAGCAAUGAUGAAACGUUGACUGCCUGGAAGCGCCAGGCAAAGUCGGUAGUUCUAGUCGGCACCAGAAGCCGUCCGACACCAGGGCACACGGCGCACGUUCCUUGGAAGCUCUCGUUGAUGCUGGCUGUAGCCGACCCCAUUCGACCCGAGGCUAAGGACACCCUUCAAGCCUUGCGGAAUCGGGGCGUCGCGGUCUGGAUGCUUUCCGGAGACAAUCCGACAACUGCUCACGCAGUGGGAAAGAUGGUAGGAAUCCCGCCGGACAACAUUAUCGCCGGUGUGUUGCCAGAGCAAAAGGCCGAGAAAGUACAAUACCUGCAGAAAACUCUACAAAAACCUCCUCGUUCGAGUUGGUUCAAGUGGAGCAAGGAGCCCCAGUCCGGCCGAGCGAUCGUCGCCAUGGUUGGUGAUGGAAUUAAUGACUCACCUGCUUUGACCGUAGCUGAUGUGGGUAUCGCCAUUGGGUCUGGCUCGGAUAUCGCCAUCUCGUCUGCAGAAUUUGUUCUGGUCUCCUCCGGUCUUACCUCUCUUCUCACCUUGAUCGACCUUAGUCGCCUCGUCUUUCGACGGAUCAAGUUCAACUUUGGCUGGGCUUUGGUGUAUAACUGUGUUGCCGUUCCAGUCGCCGCUGGUGUGUUCUAUCCCAUUGUCAGCAAUGGUACUCAUGUGCGGUUGGAUCCCAUCUGGGCUAGUCUUGCAAUGGCGUUGAGCAGUGUUAGCGUUAUUUGCAUUGGCUUCAGAGCUAAGAAAUAG
Aspergillus caelatus is the source of this 3540-nucleotide messenger RNA. Its product is annotated as heavy metal translocating P-type ATPase. Gene Ontology annotation, biological process: monoatomic cation transport; copper ion homeostasis. Lineage: Eukaryota; Fungi; Ascomycota; Eurotiomycetes; Eurotiales; Aspergillaceae. The transcript is spliced from 2 exons. Gene Ontology annotation, molecular function: P-type divalent copper transporter activity; ATP hydrolysis activity; ATP binding. The record is from RefSeq and is a predicted model, not a curated record. Gene Ontology annotation, cellular component: membrane. Bases 1 to 3540 code for a protein of 1179 amino acids.